Thrips palmi is the source of this 3105-nucleotide messenger RNA. RefSeq lists its product as uncharacterized. The transcript has 3 exons. The coding region runs from base 237 to 2912 and encodes 891 amino acids. The record is from RefSeq and is a predicted model, not a curated record. Lineage: Eukaryota; Metazoa; Arthropoda; Insecta; Thysanoptera; Thripidae.
CGGGCCUCUAGCAGAAGCCAAGACGACGCGCCAAGACAAGACCAAGGCUCGCUCCCGCUCCCGUUCUUUCGCGUUCUUUGUUCAAGUCGCACGUCAGUCGCACGUCAAGUUGUUAACUCCUUUAAUUUAUGAGUGUCCUUGCCGUUAAAGGUUAGUUUGAGCGCGUACAGUGCAAUUAUACUUGAGUCAGACUUGUCGCUUUCUCGUCUGAACCAACUGUGCGUGGAGGUUAGUAGAUGCCUAAACGUUCUGGACUUUUCAGUUUCAUCGUCAACAUGCCGCGGAAAGGCCGGAGGAGUUCCUUUACGCAUGUCAAAAGCGGUCGUUUUCAUCGGGACAGCGGUGGAGCCGGGCGAGGUUAUGUUGCAGGACGACCCACAACGCCAGAUGUACCGGUUGGGGAAUUGAGAAGUCCAAGUCUCAGUCCUUCUCCCAGCCCCGUUCCCAGUGAUGACACCAGCUUCAGUGACAUCAGUAUUGGUUCAAUGCCCAGUCCAGGACCCAGUGUUGCAUGUUCGGACAGCAAUGACACCAAUGAUUUUAUGGACGCACUGCAGGACUUUUCUGAUAGUGAUUCAAUACUGGAGGAAAAUACUGCUUCAUCAAAGGCUAAAUUUCUCGAACAAUCACUGGAGCUGAUUCGUGCUGUGCUUCCCAAGCAUUGGAUUGUAAUUGCAGACCAAGAGGGGUUCAAUGUCGUGAAGCUUUCAUUUGGAAGAGACCCAGCAAUACAGCGAAAUGUGUUUGUUACAUUUGGCGGUGCAGUGCGAAUAACUGUUCACAGGAAACCUAUUUCAAGAGACCUGCAAGAUUUCUUCCUUGACGGAUGGAAGGAAAACAUAGUGCUCACCUCUCAGUCCCAAAAGCUGUUUGUUGAUAGGUUGCUAGCCAUCGUCUUGAAAGUGAGAAGCUCUGAAAUCUGUGCUGGUGCUGACAAUGAAAACUUGAGUGAUAUGUGGGCAGCUGAUGCAUCUGGGUGUGUGGAUACAAAUCCAUAUGCAGAAUCCCGUUAUGUCAAAACUUUUAGAAGUAAUAAAUGUUCUCUCCUCGUUCCUGUUGCUAAGUGGAGAUGCCCUGAAUGCAUGAAAGCUAAUGACAGACUACGAGAGCGUUUCAAAAGCCACCAAAAAGAAGAAGUCCACCCCAACACUAGAAAUGACUUCCUUGACCCACAGCAGGCUGCAAAGAAGCUGAAGAAGCAGCACGAAGAAAUCAAGAAAUCUAAGCUUAAGAUUGAUUAUCUCAAGAAAGUGAGACUGCAACUUGAACAGGAAGGUGUGAACAUAGACAGUGAUGUAAGUGACUCUUUAUUGGAGACUUUGAGGGAUGCUGAGCUCACCCCAAUGCAGAGCCUUUUCUUACAACAGCAACUCCAUUAUUCUACAUUAAGUGACGCUAGGGCUAUGAGGUGGCACCCUUCAAUGAUACGAUUUGCAUUAAUGCUGAGGUGUGCUGCUGGUGCCAGUGGAUAUGAGGCGAUUCGUCAAUCAGGUGUCAUCAAGCUCCCAGGUGAGCGAACUCUAUUUGACUACACGAAUGCUGUCCCAAGAGAGAUCGGUGUUUUCCACAAGAAGUUAGAUACAAUUCAUGAAAAAAAUAAGGAGUAUACAGAAGAUCAUCAAAAUUUCCAUAACCUUCUAAUGGAUGAAAUUUAUAUCUCUCAGAAGUUGGUGUACAGGAAGGCUGAUGGAAGUCUAGUGGGUUAUUGUGAAUUAACUGAAGUGGAGAAGGAAAUGGACUUACUUGAAGAAAAGAUACAAGGAACUUCCAAGAGCCAACCAGAAACUGCUAAGUGUAUUUUGGCUUACAUGAUAAAAGGUGUAAGUAAUUCAGUGAAGGAACUAGUUGCAGCAUACCCUGUCAAAGCACUAAAGAAGGAAGAUUUGUAUGAACGUACUUGGGAAGUAAUUUCAGCAUGUGAAACUAGAAAUGUUAAAAUACUUGCUGUUGUGGCUGAUGGUAAUGCUGUGAAUAGGUCAUUUUUCCAAAUGCACACUCCAGCCACAGUUUCUAAGUUGCAUCCUGACUUAGUUUUUGACACAAUUAACAUGUGUGCUCCUGAUAGAAAAUUAUAUUUCAUUUCUGACCCUCCUCAUCUAAUUAAAACGAUUCGUAAUUGUUUUGCCAAGUCUGGUCAGGGUAAGAAGUGCACUCGCUUGCUGACUAAGAAUAAGCAGUAUAUUGUGUGGAAGACUAUUGAAAGAUUGUAUUUGAGUGAAGUUCAAAAUACUUUGAGGCGUGCUUAUAAAUUAACAUCACAAAAUGUUUACUUAAAUAGUUAUACAUGCAUGAGGGUGAAUUAUGCUGUACAGGUUUUGAGUAACACUGUUGGUCAGGAUUUAAAGGACAAAAAAUGGCCUGGUACAGAGGAAACAGUUAACUUCAUUUUAAAUUGUGACAAGUUUUUUGAUAAUCUUAAUGGUGCUCAUUCUGAAAUGGGAAAAAGAACAGCGAACUCAAGAUUGUCCCCUUAUACGUCCACUGAAGACUGGAGGUUUGAAGAGUUGUUAACUUUCGAAAAAUAUCUGAUGGAUUGGGAGAAAGAAGUUGGAAAUUUGAAAUUGAAUCAGGCUGCCAAAGCAAAGUGUCUUCUGAGUCACCAAACAUUAGAGGGUAUUUACAUUACUAUAAAUGCAUUUAUUGGUGCUGUGAAGUUCAUGUUGGAUAUUGGUGCAAAGUUCAUUAAUGCUCGUGUGUUUUGCCAAGACCCUCUAGAACAGUACUUUUCUAAGCAACGAGCCGCUGGAGGUGGGAAAAGUAAUCCAACUGUGGUUUCUUUUCUUAAUGCUGACAAGAAAAUUUCUAUUCACAGAGACCUGAAUGUGAAACGUAAGGGAGUCAACACUUCAGAAGCCUCAAAAAUGAUGGAGGCUAGUGAUGAGCCCUUACCUAAAAGAAAGAGGAAGAGGUGAUUUGAUUUGUGAUGUAUUAUGUGUGAACUGUGAUAUGAGUGUGUAGGUUGAAGCUUUGCUGACUAUUAUCUAUUGUUUUACUUGUGACAAAAUGUGUAGUAUUUUAAAAGAAAGACUUGUAAAUAUGAUGCAAAUACUGAUUUUAAAUUUGGAUUGUAUAUUAUUCAUAAUAAAUAAAAAAUGCCUGGUGUAC